Danaus chrysippus (African queen) is the source of this 432-nucleotide messenger RNA. The record is from the annotation of a GenBank genome assembly. NCBI's taxonomy places the organism in Eukaryota, Metazoa, Arthropoda, Insecta, Lepidoptera, Nymphalidae.
AUGUCUUCCAAAAAGAAGAGCAAGUCUCGUUCAUCCCGCGCCGGCCUCCACUUCCCCGUGGGAAGAAUCCACAAGAUCCUGAGGAAAGGGAACUACGCGCCCAGGAUCGGGGCAGGAGCGCCUGUGUACUUGGCAGCGGCCCUGGAAUACUUAUCAGCUGAAAUACUGGAGCUGGCGACGGAAGUGGCCAAGGAGAACAACAAGACGAGAGUCAUCCCCCGGCACAUACUGUUCGCCAUCAGGAACGACGAGGAGCUGAACAGAAUGCUGUCCGGAGUGACCAUCUCUCAGGGCGGAGUGCUGCCCGCCAUACACGCGCAGCUGCUGCCCAAGAAGACGGCCAAGAACACGCAGCCCUCGCAGGCACAGUCAUCACAGUCACACCCUGAUAAGGGCUUUGUCAAUACAAUGUAUGCGAGCAGCUACUCGUAG